Molecule: messenger RNA, 1255 nt
Organism: Vitis riparia (riverbank grape)
Lineage: Eukaryota; Viridiplantae; Streptophyta; Magnoliopsida; Vitales; Vitaceae
Product: glucan endo-1,3-beta-glucosidase-like
Exons: 2
Coding region: 35-1060 (341 amino acids)
Biological process (GO): carbohydrate metabolic process
Cellular component (GO): cell wall; plasma membrane
Molecular function (GO): hydrolase activity, hydrolyzing O-glycosyl compounds
Source: RefSeq, a predicted model, not a curated record
UCUUACCUUCUCAUUCUUCUCUUUCUUCAGCUCCAUGGCUAAGCUCUAUUCAGCAGGAAAAAGCCCCCCAAGGAUGGCUGCAAUGCUGCUUCUUUUUGGGCUGCUAAUGGCUAGUCUAGAGAUAACAGGUGCCCAAAUAGGAGUUUGUUAUGGCAGGAAUGGCGACAACUUGCCAGCACCAGGAGAAGUUGUAGCUCUCUACAACCAGUACAACAUCCGAAGAAUGCGACUAUAUGACACUAGACAAGAUGCUCUCCAAGCCCUUGGAGGCUCUAAUAUUGAGCUCAUCCUAGGCGUCCCCAACGAUAACCUCCAAAAUAUUGCUUCCAGCCAGGCCAAUGCCGAUUCAUGGGUCCGAGACAACAUAAAAAACCAUCCUAAUGUAAAGUUCCGGUACAUCGUAGUUGGAAACGAAGUGAGUCCUUCAGGCGCCCAGGCCCAAUUUGUUCUCCCUGCUAUGCAAAACAUUAACAAUGCAAUUUCUUCCGCCGGCCUAGGGAACCAAAUCAAGGUCUCCACCGCCAUUGACACUGGAGUUCUAGGAGUGUCCUACCCACCAUCAAGUGGCUCCUUCAAGAGUGACGUCCUGUCAUUUCUCACUCCCAUCAUCAGCUUCUUAGUCAAGAACAAUGCCCCAUUACUUGUCAACUUGUACCCUUAUUUCAGUGACCUUAGCAAUCUGAAUUAUGCUCUUUUCACAGCUCCUGGAGUUGUGGUGCAAGAUGGGCAGCUUGGUUACAAGAAUCUUUUUGAUGCCAUAUUGGAUGCUGUUUACUCAGCACUGGAGAGGGCUGGUGGGAGUUCUUUGAAGAUUGUUGUUUCAGAGAGUGGUUGGCCUUCAGCCGGCGGGACACAAACCACAGUUGAUAAUGCAAGGACUUACAACUCCAAUUUGAUUCAGCAUGUCAAAGGUGGGACUCCAAAGAGGCCUACAGGACCUAUUGAGACUUAUGUGUUUGCCAUGUUUGACGAGUACAACAAAACCCCCCCAGAAUUGGAGAAGCAUUGGGGGCUCUUCCUCCCUAACAAACAACCUAAAUACACAAUCAAUUUCAACUAGAAGAAGCAAAAUUAAGUGCAGUAGAAGACUAAGGGCGAGGCUUUCUUUCAUGUAUUACUAUAUUGAAUAAGGGUCUCCCCCCACUUCUUCGAAAGAUGAUCCUAUAGAGGCAAAAUGCUACCACAUUUUUGUCUUCAUAUAUGCCAUAAUAAAAGCUAAAUAAUCUUAAUAAAGGAGAAUACAUUAUCUUAAUAA